AUGGCCGAACCAACAACCCAACGCCACCAAAUCCACACCCAACACUGCCGCUUCUGCAACCACCUCCUGCUAGCAACAACACGCGACAUACCAACCCUCCCACGACGCAGCGGCGAAGGCAAAGACAACGCCCUAAUCCUCCCACUAGAGCGCACCAACGAAAGCGAACUAGAAGCCGAGCUGGAAGCCGAAGCGCAAUCCACUUCCAAUUCCAAUUCCAAUUCGACUCAAGGUCAAGCUCAAACGGGCAAAACUAGACAAUCCUCCAACCAUACGACCCUCCUUCUCGCAACUACGAUUCCAGAUCGGCGUGCGACACUUAUUAGGCGUGAAGAUGGGAUUGAGAAGAGGGUUUUGUUGAGGUGA
Penicillium arizonense is the source of this 366-nucleotide messenger RNA. RefSeq lists its product as uncharacterized. The record is from RefSeq and is a predicted model, not a curated record. The transcript is spliced from 2 exons. Lineage: Eukaryota; Fungi; Ascomycota; Eurotiomycetes; Eurotiales; Aspergillaceae. The coding region runs from base 1 to 366 and encodes 121 amino acids.